CAAACCCUCACUCACUCCUCCCUCCCUCUCUUCCUCCUCCUCCUCCUCCUCCUCCUCCUCCUCCUCUUCUUCUUCUUUCUGAUGCUCCUCCUCUUCCUCUUUCUCAGUGCCACGAGAGUCACCGAGGAGAGAGAGCAUUAAACACAGACACAAGAAAGAAAGGAAGGAAAAAAAGGAAGAAGAGCCAAUAAAUAUGUAAUGCGUAAGAUAAUAUAAAAUAAAGAAAAUAAAAUAAAGAGAUGAACUCAAAACAAGUGAAAAAAAGAGAAGAAAAUAAGGAACAAGUGAAGUGAGAGAAAAAGAACGAACAGAAAUACAAGACAACACAGUGAGACAAAACCAUAUCACUCAAAACAAAGACCACCACCACCACUAUCGAAACGUAAACAAACACCACGUGGUCUCUCAGCGCGCCAACACUACCAAAACAAAGCAGAAAUGGGCAGCGUUGGUCACUCUCCGGCUCUUCCCACGCCCUCCCCUGCCGCCCCAACGCUCACCCCUAACAGCAUGGGGGUGGUGGGUGACGGGAGUGAAGGAGGGGAUGCUGUGUGCGUGUAUGUAAAGGCAGGAGUGGAUGGGGAGAGGAUGGGAGCAUGUCCAUUCUGUCAACGAAUUUUCAUGGUUUUGUUGAUAAAGGCGAACCAUGGAUUGCUACGGUUUAAGGUGAUCACAACCAACCCAGCCAAGCCACCGCCAGAAUUCAAGAUGUUAGGACUGAAGCACCUGCCGGCUCUCAUUCACGGCGAGGAAGGCUUUGAUGCCCUUGACGACAUCAUUCAGUACCUUGACACUAGGUUUCCAGGUGGAGGUCUGGAAUACAACCAUCCACACGCAGACCUGGCCACCAAAGACUUCUUCUCCAGGUUCUGCUUCUACAUCAAGGCGGUGAACUUAGACUCCACCAAGCUGGACCAAGCACUAUGUAGCCUCGACGCUUUCCUCCAGCGCCCUGUCUUCCCCUCACCUGACGCUGGACUAACUAACGGCCAGCAUGAGGCACCAGAAUCACCAGGUGAGGGCCCUCAGCCUCCCCAGUACCUGUGUGGUGACUCCCUAACACACCUGGACUGCGAGGUACUGCCCAAACUCCAGCACCUUAGAGUGGCGGCAAAAGCUCUCAAGAACUAUGAUAUUCCAACACAUCUACGUGGAUUCUGGAGGUACCUCCACGCAGCAUACACACACCCAGUCUUCAUUCGCACGUGUCCCUGCGACCAGGAGGUGACACUGCACUGGCACGAUCGCCCUGAGACGCCCAAACUGUCCCACAAACGCCACGCAGCCAUCGCAAAGGAGAAGCCUAAAUAUUCCUUUGAUGUGCCUGUUCAUGCCUCUGUGGUGACUGUUGUUGAUGAGUGAGUGAGUGAGUGUGUGUGUGUGUGUGUGUGUGUGUGUGUGUGUGUGUGUGUGUGUGUGUGUGUGUGUGUGUGUGUGUGUGUGUGUGUGUGUGUGUGUGUGUGUGUGUGUGUGUGUGUGUGUUUACUGAUAUAACAAAAUGCUCUAGUCUUCUGUGCACGUGUGUGUAUGUGUGUUCUAGUAUUACAUACUAUUAAGUAUCUAAGAUUUAUUUUCUUGUUUUAAAUAGAUUUCUUGUACUAGUCUAUCUGUGUGUGUGUGUGUGUGUGUGUGUGUGUGUGUGUGUGUGUGUGUGUGUGUGUGUGUGUGUGUGAGAGAGAUAUACAUGACGCACAACAGUAGAUCACACGUACAUAAAUACGUAAUUGUACAUAACAUUAUUUUAAAGUAGACAAGAAUAAACUGAUAGGAAAUAAAAUGUGUGUAGUAAUAUUUAACAUGGAGAGAGAGAGAGAGAGAGAGAGAGAGAGAGAGAGAGAGAGAGAGAGAGAAUGUGUUUAAGUGAUUUCCCUUGUAGAGUAAUUAAUAAAAAGUUGAUGUGUCACUACUAAU
This is a messenger RNA of Portunus trituberculatus (swimming crab), 1911 nucleotides long. Its product is annotated as chloride intracellular channel exl-1-like. Gene Ontology annotation, molecular function: chloride channel activity. Gene Ontology annotation, biological process: chloride transport. The record is from RefSeq and is a predicted model, not a curated record. The transcript is spliced from 6 exons. The coding region runs from base 439 to 1362 and encodes 307 amino acids. Gene Ontology annotation, cellular component: cytoplasm; apical plasma membrane. NCBI's taxonomy places the organism in Eukaryota, Metazoa, Arthropoda, Malacostraca, Decapoda, Portunidae.